AUGCUUGAGAAAAUAUCCCUUCAAGGGAAGUUUUUUAACUGUUGUAUUUCUGUUUCUCUGUCAUCAGGUGAAAAGAAUGGAUGCAAGUCAUUGCACAGUCUUUUGGUGGAAAGACAAAGACAGGCAGAGAAAUCUGUUCUCAUCAGCUGUCAGUCAAAGACUAAUGAGAAAAAGUUACUGAAAUAUUUGUCAAGACACGGAGACAUCAAGAGGCACUUCUUUUAUGAAAGUUAUCUCGAUAGACAGAUAACUUCCCUGACAGAAUUCUACCAACUUACAGAGGAGAACAUCAGACUCCGUUUCCUAGUCUGCUCCCUGCUCAAAGAUAUUGCUGCUGCCUACUUUCCUGAGUGCACAGUCAAACCGUUUGGUUCAUCAGUAAACGGCUUUGGAAAGCUGGGCUGUGACCUGGACAUGUUUCUGGAUCUUGACAGCAUCAGUGGGUGGACUACAGAAUUGACUAAAUCAGGUCUACUCUUAGAAUACCAGAUGAAACCGGCAAACUCAGAGCGGGCUGUCACCCAGAGCAUUCUGUCUGUCAUCGGGGAGUGUUUAGAUCAGUUUGGCCCUGGAUGUGUCGGAGUGCAUAAGAUUCUUAAUGCUCGAUGCCCUCUUGUCCGUUUCUCCCAUCAACCCUCUGGUUUUCAGUGUGACCUCACAGCUAAUAACAGGGUGGCGAUGAAGAGCACAGAGCUUCUCUAUGUGUAUGGAAAGUUGGAUCCACGGGUACAAAGCCUGGUUUGCACAGUGCGCUGCUGGGCCCGGGCUCAUGGCAUCACCAGCAGCAUAUCAGGGGCCUGGAUCACCAACUUUUCCCUCACAAUCAUGGUGCUUUUCUUCCUGCAAAAAAGAAACCCUCCCAUAAUCCCCACACUGGACCACCUACAAGACCUUGCAGAGGAACUGCUGUGUGAGUUCUUUGAGUUCUACGCGACUUUUCCAUUCAACAGAAUGUCCAUAAAUAUCAGGAAGGGACAAGAGCAGAACAAGCCAGAGGUGUCACCACUGCACAUCCAGAACCCAUUUGAAUCCUCUCUAAAUAUCAGCCAGAAUGUCAAUACUACCCAACUAAAGAAUUUUGUGACUUUGUGUCAAGAGAGUUCAUGGCUACUCUACCAGAGUAAAACCAUGUCACCCAAAGGUGUUGCAGUAGACAGCACUACCACAACUUGGGGGAUCGCCACCCUACUCCUACCAUCACGAGUGCCAGGGAUCAAAGGUCACAGGAAAAGACGGGAGCCUGCCAGUGAGAGGAUCAAGAGUUUGCUGGAAUCCUUGAAGUAUAAAACUCAGCAGAAGAAGACUAAAGACUGA
Molecule: messenger RNA, 1314 nt
Organism: Menidia menidia (Atlantic silverside)
Lineage: Eukaryota; Metazoa; Chordata; Actinopteri; Atheriniformes; Atherinopsidae
Source: the annotation of a GenBank genome assembly